Lycium barbarum (goji berry) is the source of this 621-nucleotide messenger RNA. RefSeq lists its product as uncharacterized. NCBI's taxonomy places the organism in Eukaryota, Viridiplantae, Streptophyta, Magnoliopsida, Solanales, Solanaceae. The transcript is spliced from 3 exons. Bases 1 to 621 code for a protein of 206 amino acids. The record is from RefSeq and is a predicted model, not a curated record.
AUGGCACCAUUCGAGGCUUUAUAUUUUAGGAGGUGUUGUUCUUCUAUUGGGUGGUGUGAUGCUUUUGAGGUUCAACCUUGGGGUACAAUUUUGCUAAAGGAGUCUUUGGACAAGGUGAAGCUUAUUCAGGAAAAGCUUCUGGCAGCUCAGAAUUGGCAAACGGUUUUUCUGAGGGUUUCACCCAUGAAGGGUUUUAUGCGAUUUGGGAAGAGUGGAAAGUUGAGCUCGAGGUACAUUGGUCCAUUUGAGAUUCUCCGUCGUAUUUGUGAUGUUGCUUAUGAGUUAGCUUUGCCACAAGGCUUGUCAGGUGUUCAUGCAGUAUUCCAUGUUUGUAUGAUGAAGAGGUACCAUUCUGACGGGUCUUAUAUCAUUCGUCGGGAUUCUGUAUUGCUUGAUAAGAAUCUGUCUUAUGAGGAAGAGCCUAUAGCGAUCUUAGAUAGGCAUGUUGGAAAGUUAAGGUCCAAGGAGAUAGCUUUUGUUAAGGUGCAAUAUAAGAAUUGUCCUAUUGAGGAGGCCACAUGGGAGACCACGUCCGAUAUGCGUACAAGAUAUCCCCAAUUGUUUGCUGACUCAGACUUUGAGUACUUGGAGGCUCUCUGGAAAGUUAAGGUGAAGGUUUGA